AGGGCGAUCAAAAGAAAUAAGGGAUGCGGAGGAGAGAGAGAGGGAGAGAGAGAGAGAGAAAGAGAGAGAGAGACUGGUCAGUCCAUGAGCAGCUUCGCUUCGACCAAAUUUUGAUAGAGAGAGAGAGGGAGGAGAAAGUCUAUUUCAUCUGGAAGCGGUUUCUCUCGCAGCUUCACCUCUGCCUCCUGCGCAUCAUCUUUGGCUCCGCAUCGGCACAGCCCGGGGAGGAUACGGUCAGGUCCAAAGUGGAGGCCUCUUCUUCCUCCUGUGAGACACAGUGAAUCCGUCUGAUCAUCUGCUCUCAGUCAGUCAGUGAUCCAGUUGUUGUUCAGCAUGAUCCAGAUAAUGGAGAAUUUGCUGUGUCUACUGGUCCUCAGCUUAGUGCAUUUAAAGGACGCUGCAGGUGGUGAUGUGUGUGUGUCGGGUCAUGACAGCGGGCCAGUGUUUGAACAACAGCCAAGCAGUUUAAUUUACCCAGAGGGCCUGAGUGAAGGCAAGGUUACCCUCAGCUGUCAGGCCAGAGCCAGUCCACCUGCUUCCUACAGAUGGCUCGUAAACGGCACAGAUGUCGCGCUGGGUUUGGACCUUCGUUACACACUGGUGGCUGGAAACCUGGUCAUCAGCAGCCCCGAGUCUGUAAGAGACACUGGCUCAUACCAGUGUCUGGCCAUCAACCGCUGUGGAGUCGUCAUCAGCAGAGCAGCCAACCUCAAAUUUGGCUACCUUCAUGACUACCCUCCAGACAGCAGGAGUCCACAGACGGCAUAUGAGGGUAUGGGGACUUUCCUGGCCUGCCAGCCUCCUCCACAUUACCCAGCCCUGUCAUACCGCUGGUUCAUCAACGACUUUCCCAACUUCAUCAAGAAAACCGACAGCCGCUGGUUUGUGUCGCAGGUCACGGGGAACCUGUAUCUGGCUAAAGCGGAGCUGAACGACACAGGGAACUUCUUCUGCUUCACCACCAUCAGCAUGGACAUCAGCACCAAGAGCACCUUCAGCAAAGCCAAUCAGCUCAAUGUUCUGCCUGAUGCCAAUCCAAGGAAGUCAGCACCGAGCAUUAAAGUGCGUUUCCCAGGGGAGACUUAUGCCCUUGCGGGACACACCGCCCAGUUAGAAUGCUUCGCCUAUGGAAAUCCGGUCCCAAAACUGCGAUGGAGGAAGGUGGAUGGACUAAUGCCGUCCAAGGCAGGCUCCUCGGCAGAAGGUCCCACCCUCAUCCUCCAAGACCUCUCCUUUGAUGAUGAGGGUAUUUACGAGUGUGAAGCCUACAACUCAGAAGGAAGUGAUACAUACCAGGGACGCAUCACUGUACAAGCUCAGCCGGAGUGGUUGCAGGUGAUGAGCGACUCAGAGGUGGAGAUCAGCUCAGAGCUUCACUGGAGUUGUGUUGCAGCUGGUAAACCACGACCCUCCGUAAGAUGGCUCCGCAACGGACAGCCUCUCAGCACACAGGACCGGGUGGUGGUGAACGGAGCUCGUCUUAAGAUCAAUAACUUGGCUCUGGAAGAUUCUGGAAUGUACCAGUGUGUGGCUGAAAACAAACAUGGCACCAUCUACUCCUCUGCUGAACUCAGAGUCCAAGUUCAGGCCCCAGAUUUCAGAUCGAAUCCAGUGCGAAGGCUGAUUCCAGCAGCCAGAGGAGGGCAGGUGAUGAUUGAGUGUCGCCCUCGAGCUGCUCCGAAGCCAAGCCUGUUCUGGAGCCGUGGCACAGAGCUGCUCACCAACAGCAGCAGAGUCACUGUAACUUCAGAUGGAAUCCUGUGGAUACACAACAUCAGCAGAGCAGAUGAGGGGAAGUACACCUGCUUUGCUGAAAACUACCUGGGCAAAGCCAAUAGCACUGGACACCUGUCUGUCAGGGAUGCCACCAAGAUCACACUGGCUCCUUCCAAUGCCGACAUUAAUCAGGGGGAGAAUGUGACACUGCAGUGUCAUGCCUCCCAUGACCCCACCAUGGAUCUGACCUUCACCUGGGCCCUCAACGGGGUUCUGCUGGACGUGGAGGGUUCUGCAGGACCAUACCACCGCGUGGAUGGGAAGGAAAACAUUGGUGACCUGCUGAUUGUGAAUGCUCAGCUGAGUCAGGCAGGAAUAUACACAUGCACAGCUCAGACUGUGGUGGACAGUGCAUCGACUAUGGCUCGACUUGUGGUCCGAGGACCCCCAGGACCUCCAGGGGGUUUACUUGUGAGGAACGUUGCCGAGACAUCGGUGGAGCUCAGGUGGAGUCGUGGCUACGAUAAUCACAGUCCCAUUGGCAAAUACAUCAUAAUGGGCCGGUCAUCACUAUCAUCACAGUGGAAGAAGAUGAGGACGGACCCAGUGAACAUUGAGGGGAACGCAGAGUCUGCCCGUGUGAUGGGACUGAUUCCCUGGAUGGAUUAUGAAUUUCAUGUCAUUGCCAGCAACAUCCUGGGAAGUGGAGAGCCCAGUAUGCCCUCACAGACCAUUCGCACUCAGCAAGCAGCUCCCACAGUGGCCCCCAGUGGACUAUCAGGAGGAGGAGGAGACCGCAACGAGCUCAUUGUUACCUGGACGCCCAUGGCCAGAGAAUACCAAAAUGGGGACAAUUUUGGCUACACCCUGGCAUUCAGGAAGAAAGACACAUCAUCGUGGACAGUGGUGCGCAUUCUUCAUGUCGAGUCCUCUCGUCAUGUCUACUACAAUGAAAGCCUGACGCCGUACAGUCCAUUUGAGGUGAAGAUCAAAGCUUUUAACCGCAGAGGAGAGGGUCCGUUCAGUCAGAUCGCUGUGGUGCACUCUGCAGAGGAAGAGCCAACAGUGGGACCGUCCAGCAUUAAUGCCACAACACUGACUGCCUUCGACAUCCAGGUUUCCUGGGAGCCGGUCCAGCAGCUCAGCACCAAUGGCAUCCUUAGAGGAUAUGAGAUCCGGUAUUGGCGGCAGCAUGAACGGGAGGCAGCAGCAGACCGGGUGAGGACAGCAGGACUGGAAACGACAGCCAGGGUGUCUGGACUUCGACCCAGCACGCGAUACCACGUUGCAGUUCUGGCCUACAACAGUGCUGGCACAGGGCCACCCUCGCCACGCACCACUGUCACCACUAGGAAGCCACCUCCUAAUCGUCCUCCAGGCAAUGUUUCAUGGAAGACCGAUAGCUCAUCUGUAAUAGUGUGGUGGGACCACGUGAAGGCCAUGCACAACGAGUCUGCUGUUCUGGGCUACAAAGUCUUGUACAAACAUGAAGGCCAAGCAGCGCUGAAAGUUCUGGACAAGGCAAAGACGUCAGUGAAUCUGCCUCUGCCGAAGGACAACGGUUACGUCGUGUUGGAGAUUCGAUCUUGGGGAGAGGGCGGAGACGGGCCAGCGCAUGAGAUCAUUGUGUCCCGGGACACAGGAACUGGUAUGAUGGUCCAGAACAAGGCCGCCUCCACACUUUCCAGUUACACUCUGCACCUCUUCACUGGCUUGCUGUUCCUUACUCUCACAUAUUUGUCGGGGCUGUGAUCUCAGCCACUCUUUGGACAUUUUACUUUUAAAGGCUUCAAAGUAAAGUUUCUCCAUUUUCUCGGCCUGUGUUUUGGGUUGGGUUCUUCACGUGGUUGGGGAAGGUUGUAGCUUUGCAGGAAUUUAAAGACUGGGAGGGAUUCAGUUUUUUUUUAUAAUAAAAAGAUGAUCUUUUUUUAGGGGAAGGAAGGGCAACUCUGACUGCCUGACUGGAGUGCUUUUGUGAACCAGUGUAAAUAAAAAAAACAACAACAACAAAAAAAAAACAUGCCUUAUGGGACCAUUACAUUUGUGGACGACACAUCUCAUAGUUGCGAAGCUCGGACUGGAGCUGGCGGGAAGAAGACUUCACAAAUUUCAUACAUUUGAGACCUGGUAUUAACAUCCGUCCUUGGUGAUUUGAUGAAAUUGCACACAGAGCAAAGUACAAAGGUCAAUACAUACCAAAUCUAUCCUGAAUGCAUCCUCAGAUCUGAUCACAAAAACCACCUGUCGGGGUGGUUUUGGGACCACAUUUAUGAACCUCUGAGCCCCUGCAGUCUCACAGUGAACUAAAAGUAUUUUUUUACUCUAGUCAGAACCCAACACGGCAAUUUAUUUGUUGCCAUUGGUGCAUUAAUAACACCGAUCUAAUUACUUCACCCCACAGAGUUUGUGAUAGACACAUAUGUUGCCCAAGAAUUUUGACCCUGACCCUGCGGAUUCGAAUACACAACCUUCUGAUCUGGAGUCAGACACUCUACCGUUGCACCACAGAGUUACACAUAUAGCAGGGAUGUUAAUACCAGGUGUGAACAGGGCCCGAGUGUAAAUGACUGUCAGUUUGAUGAGGUUCACACCAAGAGCAAUUAUUUCACACACACACACACACACUCUCUGAUUAUAUGUCGCACAUAAAAACUUAGCUUUAGCUUAUUGUGUUGAGAAAAACAAUUAGUUUCCCAAAAUGAGUUCUGUUCUGUUAAAUCCCUUGUGACACACACACACACACACACACACUAUACAGCCUUCUUACAGAAUUAUCUUGAAUAAAACCGGUGUGACAUCACUCAUGUGCACAUGCAAUUAUUUCGGACAUAAAAUCUGUCGCUUGCAGGUCUUUUUGCUCAUAGUGUGAUCAUGGACUGAAAGCCAGGGAAAAGCUCUGAUAAUGCUUGUUAGUGUUUAUGCCUCAGCUGUAAUUAUAGCACACUACAAAUCUAUGUUACUGGUCCAAAUGAAUGUUUAAUUUUUCUAUCCGUGUUUCAUUUUGGGGGAAGUGAAAUUGGAUGACUGGGAUUUUUUCAUUGUGUGUAAACAUUUGUUGUGCCUGCAUUCUGAAAUUGUUCUCACAGCAGUGUACUGUAGAAGUGUGUCUCUUUAUUGUUAAGGUUAUGGCAGCUGCUUUUUUGCUGAUAUGGAAUGUUCAGGGAAGCAGGGAUGAAUCACAGGACAAGAUCAAAGACUCGGUCGUACAGUUUUAGUGUUAUAUUUCACCUUCAUCGUUAACCCGUCAUCUUUUAUUAGCUCCCAUGUAUUUUUUUUAUGACAGUUUACAGAAAGGAUGUGCCCUCCAGCAGACACAUUCUGUCUGUUCCUUGUUUUAUUUUGUCCAGAUCAUGCUUUUUCUCUAAGUGCAAUGUGCUUAUUAUGUUUGUCUUUUGUUGUUGUUGCCUUACUUAAUUUGCUCAAGACUGUCUUUAAGUGUUGCCGUUAGAAGGUUAAAGUAUAAAGUAAUUCUUUUAGGUUCAGACCUCAUCCAAGACUUGCCCCGAGUCUGAAGUCUAAAUCAAAAAUAUCAACGGUUCAAUAAAGAAACUGAAAAGUGUGUGUGUAAAAAAAAAAAAC
Solea senegalensis (Senegalese sole) is the source of this 5295-nucleotide messenger RNA. It is a transcript of the gene cntn2, whose product is annotated as contactin 2. The coding region runs from base 334 to 3468 and encodes 1044 amino acids. Gene Ontology annotation, biological process: cell-cell adhesion; brain development. Lineage: Eukaryota; Metazoa; Chordata; Actinopteri; Pleuronectiformes; Soleidae. The record is from RefSeq and is a predicted model, not a curated record. The transcript has 23 exons. Gene Ontology annotation, molecular function: cell-cell adhesion mediator activity.